Messenger RNA from Podarcis raffonei (Aeolian wall lizard), 1316 nucleotides. RefSeq names its product C-X-C chemokine receptor type 1-like. Lineage: Eukaryota; Metazoa; Chordata; Lepidosauria; Squamata; Lacertidae. The transcript has a single exon. Bases 14 to 1105 code for a protein of 363 amino acids. Gene Ontology annotation, molecular function: C-X-C chemokine receptor activity. The record is from RefSeq and is a predicted model, not a curated record. Gene Ontology annotation, cellular component: membrane. Gene Ontology annotation, biological process: G protein-coupled receptor signaling pathway; immune response; neutrophil chemotaxis.
CAAGACCUCAAGGAUGGCAAAUACAUUUGUGCUUUCUGAUUUGGAUCUUUCGGACCUAGAUCUAGACGCUAAUUACAGUGACUACUACGGCACUUUCAACCCUAACAGCGUAGCAGCAAAAGCACCCUGCGGAAUCGAUGUUAUGCCACCUGUGUUCAAAUACCUAGUGGCAUUCAUCUAUGGCCUGACAUGCCUUCUGAGCCUGGUGGGGAACUCCCUGGUGGUUCUGGUGAUUGCCUAUAGCAAAGGAAACCGUUCUGCCACAGAUGUUUAUCUUCUGAACCUUGCCAUUGCUGAUCUCCUCUUUGCCCUCACCUUGCCUUUCUGGGCUGUAGAUAGAGCGCAUGAAUGGAUCUUUGGCACUCCCAUGUGCAAAAUCCUAUCACUCCUGAAGGAAGUCAACUUCUACAGUGGCAUCCUCCUGCUGGCCAGUAUCAGCAUGGAUCGCUACCUGGCAAUAGUUCACGCAACUCGGGCAGUCACUCAGAAGAGGAGCUGGGUCAGAUUUGUUUGCGUUGGCAUCUGGCUGCUCUCCCUCAUCCUCUCCCUUCCUGUAAUUAUCUUCCAUGAGGCUUUCUUGCCAACUGAGAAGAUGAAAUGGGUUUGUUAUGAAAAUAUUGGAUGGAAUCAAACAUCUGAGAUUAGGGUGAAACUGAGAAUCCUGCCACAAACGUUUGGCUUCAUUCUUCCCUUGAUCAUCAUGCUCUUCUGCUAUGGUGUGACGGUACACAGACUCUACCAGACCAAGAACAGUCAAAAAAAGAAGGCCAUGAAAGUCAUCUUGGCUGUGGUGCUGGUCUUCCUGGUCUGUUGGCUGCCCUACAAUAUCUCUCUGCUUGCUGAUACCUUGAUGAGGAUGGCAGCUAUUGCUGAAAGCUGCAGCCGCCACCGCAGCAUCAAUGCAGCCCUUUCGGGUACUGAAAUCCUGGGAUUUGCUCACAGCUGCAUAAACCCCAUCAUAUAUGCCUUCAUAGGACAGAAGUUCCGGAACAACUUCCUCAAGAUCCUGGUCACAAGAGGCAUCAUCAGCAAAGAUGCCUUGACUCGAUUUAGAAAGGGUUCCUCCUUCUCAUCCACCUCUGGCAUCACCUCUACAACUCUGUAAUAGGCUGGGGGGAAGAAAAAAAGGGAGAAACAGACCACUCAAGACAGAGUAUGUCCAGCCACUGUUACAAUGAAGGUCUUUGUAGACUUCAAGAAUCAGGUCCAAAAGGUGAUACCACUGAAAUGCUAAAAAAACCCAACCACUAUUUUUGCCAAUAUUAGUGGAGAUUCAGCAGUGCCAAUAUAGAGUUCCUUAUAAACAAUGUCCAAAC